Messenger RNA from Ailuropoda melanoleuca (giant panda), 2982 nucleotides. It is a transcript of the gene BEND2, whose product is annotated as BEN domain containing 2. The record is from RefSeq and is a predicted model, not a curated record. NCBI's taxonomy places the organism in Eukaryota, Metazoa, Chordata, Mammalia, Carnivora, Ursidae. Gene Ontology annotation, molecular function: DNA binding. The transcript has 19 exons. Bases 1 to 2889 code for a protein of 962 amino acids.
AUGGCAGACCGGCUGUGGUCAGACUCACACAGCGAUGGGGAGGUGUCAGCUUUUAGUUAUGUUCCUCGUAUUCGGCGGGGCGGCGGCGGCGGCGGCGGCGGCGGCGGCGGCGCGGCGGUUUGUGAUUAUAUUAUUGUAACUGUUGAGGAUGACAGUGAUGACAAUGAUGAUGUUGAUGUUGUGACAGUGGAAGAUUCUGAAACAGAACCUACUGAGAACACACUUUCCACUGAUGGCAUGUUGACCAUAGAACCAAAUUUUCAAGACAGCAAUGAUAACUAUUGGCAGCUGUCCCAAAUGACAUAUGGAGCAGGUGGUUUACCAGCCCUAGGUGACCAGCCAGUUCCACAAAUGAACCAUCUAGGAAAUUUAAAAAGAUAUAGUUCCAACUCAGAGGAAAUGGAGUUUCUCCCACUGCGCAAAAGAGGACGAUCAUCUUUUCCAAGGGUGGAUAAUAUGGGCUUGCACGAACUUAUUGAAGAUACAAAUAAGCAGGUAAACAACCUUUGUGGAAUGAUUUCAAAAAUGCAGCCUUCUUGGGAGAAAUCACCAUUGCUAAACCAUGGAGAUGGCGGCCCAUCUGGACCAGUGGGAUGGCAGGAGAACCAUGCCUGGCCCAACCCUGCAGGGGCAUCUCUUCAGCCAGCCAUGAUCCCGGAGCUGCAGGAGCUCAAUGAGAGUCCGCCAUUUCCCAGGAUUGUCUCCGCAUAUUCAUUACAGCCCAGUGUCAUACCAGGCAGCUCAGCUCCUGGUCUUGCUGUCCUGUCCUACGAUUUCAAUGAAGGAGGUGAAGGUGCCACCGGGGAUCUCCCCUCUGCCCCUCCUCUGGCUCUACCGACAGCACUUCUGUACCCGGGGGAUCCCCAUGUGGUACACUCCCCUGAGAUGGCCAACCGCUCAGCUGUAUGGGGGCAUAGCCACUCAGGCCCCGACCAGGCCUUGGCUUUCUGCAUCCCUCCUGAUAGCGAAAUGCCAGGACAAGCAGAAGCCAGCUUUGGAAACAGCGCUGAGGCAAUAUAUUACCCAGCUUCAUUGGGAGAUGACGGUGGCCAAGAAUCUGUCUCAUCUGUUUUCAUCCUUCCUAAUUUUGUAAUAGCAGAGACCAGCUUGGAAAACAAUCCUGAGACAACAAAUUACCCAACUUCAUUGGGAAAUAAUAGUAACCAACGUUCUUCAUCUGUCUACCUCCCGCCCAAUUUCGCGGUUGAAAAAUUCAUACUUAUAGAAAUGCCGGAAGAAUCAGAAACCAGCCAGGAAAACAGCUGUGAGACAAUCUAUUACCCAGCUCUAUUGGGAAGUAUCAAUGGUCCAGGUACUGACUCUUCGUCUGUCUCACUCCCACCCAAUUUUGCAUUUGAAAAAGUUGUACUUGCAGAAAUGCCAGAAAAAGAGGAAACCAGCCUGGAAAACAGCUCUCAGACAGUGUAUUACCAAACUUCAUCAGGAAAUGACAGUGGCCCAGCUCUUGAUUCUUCAUCUCUCUCCAUCCCACCCAAUUACGGAAUGUUGGUAAAAGCUCAAACCGGCCCAGAAGAGAACCCUGAGACAAGUUACCCAGUUUUAUUGGAAGACAGCAGUAAUCAAGACAUUUCCUCAUUAUGUUGCAGCAUUCCUCCCACUUUUGAAGUGUUGGUCAAAGCAGAACCCGGCCUGGAAAAUAGCACUCAGAUGACAAAUUACCAACCUCUGCUGGAAAAUGACAGUGGUCAAGAAACUUCAGCAUAUGUCUUCAUCCCUUCCACUUUGGAAUCCAGCACAGAAAUGAGUUCGGAGACAAUGAGUUCUUCAACUGUAAUGAAAAAUGACAACGGCCAAGAUACUGAUUCAGAAUCUUUCUUUCUUGCUCCUGGUUUUGUACUUUUACCUAUAGAAAUAUUGGUAAAAGCGGAAAACAGCGUGGAAAACGUCCCUGAAAUAAUGAAUUACCCAACUGUAUUGGAAAAGGACAAUAGCCAAGAUUCUGUCUCAUCAUCAUUCUGUGUCCCUUCCAGUUUUGGUUAUCUUGGUGAUCCGAAAAGGAAUGUCAAGGUGCUUAAUGUUAAUUUGGUGGCUGCCAAAAAGAAGACCCAUCCUAGGCAUGCAGCCCGCUACUUGGUUCAUCUUUUGUUCUCCAAGGAAGUUCUGAUGCACAGCUGGGUCGGUGUCAAUUCCCAAGGCCGCCAACCUCUGGAUCCAAACAAAAUGGCAGCAAUAAGAGAAUAUCUGGCAGCAAAUUUUCCCAAGUAUGAUUUGAGUGAACGUGGAAAAGACUGGAAAACCUGUGUUGCCGAUAUCAAUUCUCUGAUCUACUGUUUAUGUGCUGAAGCCGACACAACACCGCAGAAAACUGGUGGCAGCAAUAAAGGCCCUGCCAGUCUUGGCAUACCAGCGUCUGCAGUUCUGAAUGGUAGAAGGGGUGAUGAAGCCGGUGAAAGCAGCUCCCGGUUAUCUCGGCGAACAGCUGCCUCAGAAACAAGAGAAAAUGGGAAUUCUCAGUGGAACAGCAGCGUUUGCCCUCAAGGAAUUAUAGAGCCUUCUAUUGAGAAUUCAGUGGUAUCUUAUGAAGCACUGGAAUAUCUUGGAAAUCCGGGUAGAAAUAUACGGUUGCCACAUUCAGUACUGAAUGUAGCCAAAGGGAAGUCUCGCCCAGAGCUGGCAGCAAGAUACCUUAUUCGCAACCUGUUCACAGAGGAAGUCUUGAUAAAAAGUAACGUCUAUGGCAAUAUGGGGCAUGGCAUGUAUGCCCUUAACCCCAACAGGAUUAACGCUCUUCGAGAAUUUCUUCAAGAAAUCUACCCGACUUGCAGUCUCUCAGAAACAGGAUAUGACUGGAAGUUGUGUGUGACAGCUAUCAAUAGCUCCAUCCGCAGUCUUCGAUAUGACCUCAAGAAGUCCACAUCCAAACCGUAAUGGCUUUCAGCAACAACUCCUCCAACAGAGUCAGAGAUACUGACCGAAGUACUUGAAUGCCAGCCACCCUACAUUUGUUUUUUAUUGUUGUAU